This is a messenger RNA of Macadamia integrifolia, 537 nucleotides long. RefSeq names its product DNA damage-inducible protein 1-like. The transcript is spliced from 2 exons. The coding region runs from base 1 to 537 and encodes 178 amino acids. The record is from RefSeq and is a predicted model, not a curated record. NCBI's taxonomy places the organism in Eukaryota, Viridiplantae, Streptophyta, Magnoliopsida, Proteales, Proteaceae.
AUGCUGAAUGCCCGUCUACAAAAGGAGCAGGGUAUUAGACGACAUUCCCUGUUGUACGUUGAUAUGAAGAUCAAUGGGCAUGCUGUGCGGGCUAUGGUAGAUACCGGAGCCAUGCGCAGUAUAUUGGCUAGCGAUGUUGCUAAACAACUUGGGUUGAAGCUAAAGACGAACCUAAGCCGUAUCAAACCCGUGGACACUGAAGCGUCACCGGUUGACGGGAUAGUUGAGGGGGUGUCGAUACGCUUGGGUGAGUGGCAAGGAAAAGGCAAUCUGCUCGUGAUGCCGCGUCACACUUACCAACUCAUCUUGGGGCAAGAUCUGAUGGUAGAGGCGAAUGCUAUGAGAGUACCUCACCUUCUUGGGGACUACCCGGAGGAACGCUCUUUCAAGAAGAACAACGAUGAAGCUAAGGCCCGGCUUGGCACUGUGACAGUGGUUGAAGAUGAUGAUGAAGCCGGUGUUGGUUCUGUCUCAGCAGAGUGCCAACGUGGAUGGGACGCCGGGGACGGUGCCCCUUCCUCUUCUUGCCCGAAGUAG